UUUUUUAAUGUACUUUUUGAACGUAGUGUUCAGCAGUUUUAAUAUAAGGUACUCUGUGGUUUAAAUUCUCUUUGGUAUUUUGGUUUGAGCUGAAUGCUGAUCACUGAUGGUCAAUUAAAAAAUAAAUUAAAAAUACCAAUAAAUAAAACAACAGCAACCUGUGUAAUGUGUUUCCGGGAAAAUGUAAAUAGAAAUUGAUUUAAUGACUAGAUUGUAGAUAAUAUUAAACUAUAUUUUAUUUUCAUUAAAAUAUUAUUUUUACCAUAUAAAUUGUUUGAGACUGAAAAUUGUUGAAAAUUUACUUUAAAAGUUUUAAAGCCUAUAUAAUAUAUGGCCACAGUUCAAAUGUGUUUUAUUAAGUGUUUAGUUUGAAGACAAUAUGUCGAAUUCCCAAAUUUCUGCACCGUCUAAUGGUGUCUCGGAUAAAGUAUUGGAAAUAGAAACUACUUUACAACAAACAGCAAAGUAUUUAAAAGAACUUUAUGCAGAGUGUGAGAUUCUUCGAAAUGAAUUAUUAAAUUAUAAAACACAAUACAUAUCACUAAAAGAAAAAUGUGAAGGAAAGUGUUGUGCUGCUGGAGAAAUGCUAAAAAAGGAAAUAGACAGUAAAAACAAUAUCCUACAACAAAUUGCAUCAUCCUUAUCAAUUCUGCAUGAAACAAAGAACUUCAAUAUAAUAACUAAUAUAUAUAAAAUAAUAUGCAGUGAUGGUUCUGAUCCUUUACCCCAAAAUGUAUGUAUCAGUCCAAAGAAAGAAAAGUUAUCUCAGGAUGAGUCCGUAUCUGAAAUAGAGGGAACUCCAACAGGUCGUACAAGUCCAAUUAUACAAAGCAAGAAGUUGAGGGGCAGUAGCAACAAUUUAAGUUUGAAUAAUAAAAGAAAAUGUCCUGAAUCAUGGAAGUCACCAGAGAAGAGUAACUUGAUGAUCAACUUCUCUUCACCUAACAGCAGUAAAACACGUGGUCGAAUGAAACAAUCUAAAUUAAACAUAGUUAAAGUGAAAGCUUCUAGUGUUGUUGAUCUCACCUGUUCUCCGGAGCUGAGGGUGCAUCCUACUGGGAAAAGAAUUGAGGUGAAUAUUAAGAAAGAGAUAGCAGACAUAGAUGAGACGAUAAUGCCAUCCCCUACUAGCAGACUCGUGAAUGUACCAGAUAUACAAAAAAUAAGUAGUCAUGAUAGUCCACGUAAGUUUAAACAACCGACGACACCGCUCAAGUUCAAGAUUGAAGAGGAAACCAGAUGCGAUAGACUGGUGAAACAUUCACCUACUUACACAGAACAUUCUAUAGACUUAAUGGAACAUUGUAGAAAAGUACAUAGUAAACAAAUAAAAACUGAAAAAUGUAAUGAAGAGAAUGCAGAAAUGGAUGCUGAUGAGAGUAUGUCGCUCUUAGAGAAAAACAGAAAAAGCCCUCUCAGUCCAAAGAAGAAACCAAUGUCAGAAAACAUAAAUGUUACAAAUGUGGCCGAGCCAGUGAUUGAGUCAAGUAUGUCAAUAUUGAGGCAAGAUUACAACAAGAUAUCACCCGUUAAUGAUAAAUGCAAAAGGACUGCUCCAGAACCUGUUUACAAAGAGCCGGUUAUAAGAAAGAAGGCUGAGAAACGUGCGCUACGCGGGUGGAGUUGUGACGAAUGCAAGACCUUUUAUGGUGAAUUAUAUAAAGAUGAUCCUGAAAUGUUGGCUAUAAAAAUGGAUGAAUGUUCUAAGCACAGGGGUAAGAAUAAUCCAAUUAGACCUAAAACACCGCCUGGUUUCUGGAACCCGAGAUGGGAUGUUCCUACAGAUACAGAGGAGUUCAACAGAAGAAAUAAUGCAAUGUGAAUGUUACAAUCAAUAAAAAAAAUUGUUCAUUUA
Leptidea sinapis is the source of this 1855-nucleotide messenger RNA. RefSeq lists its product as uncharacterized. Gene Ontology annotation, molecular function: Y-form DNA binding; single-stranded DNA binding; double-strand/single-strand DNA junction binding. The record is from RefSeq and is a predicted model, not a curated record. Gene Ontology annotation, cellular component: site of double-strand break. The transcript is spliced from 11 exons. The coding region runs from base 380 to 1822 and encodes 480 amino acids. NCBI's taxonomy places the organism in Eukaryota, Metazoa, Arthropoda, Insecta, Lepidoptera, Pieridae. Gene Ontology annotation, biological process: double-strand break repair via homologous recombination; DNA double-strand break processing involved in repair via single-strand annealing.